Molecule: messenger RNA, 876 nt
Organism: Beta vulgaris subsp. vulgaris (sugar beet)
Lineage: Eukaryota; Viridiplantae; Streptophyta; Magnoliopsida; Caryophyllales; Amaranthaceae
Exons: 2
Coding region: 1-876 (291 amino acids)
Source: RefSeq, a predicted model, not a curated record
AUGUUGUUGAAAGGUCGAGUAUCACAUAAGGCUAUACGCUUGCUUGAUAAUGAAUAUAAACGUGCAAAUGAAGUUGGUGUUGAUGGUUUCGUUUGUGGAUGUUAUUUAAGACAUACACAUGGACUUCCAUGUGCUCAUGAGAUGAAGGAGAUGGAAGAAAGAAAUAUCAGUAUUCAACUUACGGAUAUCCACCCUUUUUGGAGGACUCUUAAACUUAAAAGUGUUGAUACACAUUACAAUUUAGAUGAAGAAUCUCAUUUUCAGAUCCGGCAUGAUAUUGAUAAGGAAUUGCAAGUGUACUUCAAGGAUAUUCUAGAUCUACCUGAACAAAAACAAACAUGCUCCAAGAAUUCUAAAACUGAACGUGGUGGAUGUGCUUCUACUUCUACAUCAGCUAAAGGUCGUGGACGUGGACGUUGUUCGUUGACACCCUCAAAUGCUUCACAAAUAAUUCCUCCCAAUAUCUUGCCAUUUAUUGAUCAACUCCCCUCCUACAUAGUACCUUAUAUUAGUAGCAUACACAAUGUUGGAGCUGAUGGUAAUUGUGGUUAUAGGGCCGUUUCUCGAUGGAUUUAUGAGGAUGAGGAACGAUGGCCAACUGUUCGGCAAGAGUUAGCUGUGGAGAUUGAGACUAGGUUAGACAUUUACAGUGAUAUUUUAGGAGGUCAUGACAAAGUUAGAUCAACUUUGAUCUCCCUUCAACACUAUGUCGGUUCCGCUACUAAAGAUUAUUGGAUGUCAUUACUUGACAUGGGUUUUGUGAUCUCCACUAGAUAUAAUGUGGUAGUUGUUUGUUGGUCUCUUGAUCAACCAAUUACUUUUUUGCCAAUAAUUGCUCGUGAGGGGAACCAUGCACCUGACGAGUCAUCACAUUAG